This is a messenger RNA of Maudiozyma saulgeensis, 1104 nucleotides long. The record is from the annotation of a GenBank genome assembly. Lineage: Eukaryota; Fungi; Ascomycota; Saccharomycetes; Saccharomycetales; Saccharomycetaceae.
AUGCAAACACAUAACAAUCAGGGAUCGAUACCUCCAGAAUUGAUUAAACAGGAAGAAAUUUCACUUAUAAAUAAUAGUAAUCAUAAUUCGGAUAAUGAUACUCGACAGAGCAGUAAUGCUAUUAAUAAUAAUGGUAGUAGAAUAGAUGAGAUAAUAAGACGAGAGAGUGAUAUAAUACAAUUGAUUAGACAAGGUGAUGAUUUAUUGACACUCACUGAAGGAGAAAGCGGUGCUACAGGAAGCAUUAACGUUGAUACUGAUGUAGAUGCAAAAUAUUUAUCACAUAUAAGUCCGAUUGGUUCACCUGUACACCGUGAACGAGUAAGUGAUAUGGAUUUAUUAAGAGAUAAAUUCGAUGAUGUUAUAAGGCAAUUUCAUAAUGAGGAAGCUACUAAUAACGAUAAUAACAACAAUAAUAAUAAUAGUAAUAAUGUUAGGGGAGGAGAUGAUAAUAUUACUAAUAAAGAUGAGGAUGAUGAAGAUAUUGAUGAUAAAUUUGUAUUAGAGGAUCACCAGGGAAAGAGUAAGAAAUUUUAUGAAGAAAAUAAUAAUAAUAAUAAUAUUAGUGGUAAUAAUAAAAAUGGAACAUCAAGUUUUAAAGAAAUGAUCCCGCCUGAGAAUUUUAGUCAUGUUGUUGGUGAAAUAUAUAGAAGCAGUUUCCCAAGAGUUGAAAAUUUUGAUUUUUUAAUGAAAAGAUUGAAAUUAAAAUCCAUAUUAGUAUUAAUCCCAGAAGAAUAUCCUACAGAAAAUUUAGAAUUUAUGAAUCAAUCAGGUAUUAAAUUAUUUCAAGUUGGUAUGAGUGGUAAUAAAGAACCAUUUGUUAACAUACCGUCUAAUUUAUUAACUAAUGCGCUGGAGAUUGUAUUAAAUCCAGAGAAUCAACCAAUUUUAAUACAUUGUAAUAGAGGUAAACAUCGUACUGGUUGUUUAAUUGGAUGUAUUAGAAAAUUACAAAAUUGGUCAUUAACGAUGAUAUUUGAUGAAUAUCGUAGAUUUGCAUUUCCUAAAGCUCGUGCAUUAGAUCAACAAUUUAUAGAAAUGUAUGAUGAUAGUGAAAUAACUAGAAUAGCUGAACAAAAUAAAUGGUUACCAUUACAAUGGUAG